Molecule: messenger RNA, 1471 nt
Organism: Helicoverpa armigera (cotton bollworm)
Lineage: Eukaryota; Metazoa; Arthropoda; Insecta; Lepidoptera; Noctuidae
Exons: 2
Coding region: 184-546 (120 amino acids)
Source: RefSeq, a predicted model, not a curated record
AGAGUGGUGUAGCGUGAACGUUAAUUGCAAUAUGAUUGAAAGCAAAUUAGUGUUCGUGUAGUUGAUUGUGACUGAGAUAGGGGAAUCAUAGUUUCAGUUCCAUUAAAAAAAUAAGUUUUAAAUUGAAAUUUCUAUUAUUGUUCUACUAAAGUGACCCGUUGAGUUUCUGUGUGCAGAUUAAUAAUGUUAAUAUUUCACUUGACAUUAGUAGCAAUGGGCACCAUAACGCACCAGGACAACGUGAACCGAAGGAUCCGUACCCAGGAGUACGCGAUGAAGCACAUGAACAGAACCGAUGCUAUCCAGGACGAUGCCUUCAGCUACCGCAGUGACGUCAUCCAGACCUCACUUUACUGCGCCUGCAAGGACUGCCUCAAAUUCUGCUGCUACUCCAAGCCCAUCAAGUGCAUUGAUCCUUACCUCAUCGACAUGAGGUUCACUUACUGGAUAUAUCAGGGACUGGUAAAAGCCAGCAAGACGCAGACUGCAGUCUCAGGGCCGAGUGCCAAUGAGGACGAGCCAAAGGCAAAACGCCGUAAGAUUUAAAGAAUUUUCUAACUUUUUUGGUGUCACAGGCAAGAUGAUGUAUUGUGGUUCUUGUCUUUUUCUAUACUCGUAUUUACACUACUUUUAAUAAGAACUAGUAACGUAAGGGUCGCGUUUAUGUACUCAGUUUUUAAGUACUGAAUGGGAUUAUGUAUAGUUUUUACUAAUGGGGCUGAUAUUAUUUUCAUAAGAACCUACUGAAAUAUAUAAUAUAUCUCACUGCAGGUAUAAUAAGCUACGUGUUUUAUAAUAAACUAUCUUGAAAGGAACCUUUUAAAAAGAAGAACUCAUGGUAAAAAAUUGACAAAACCGAAUUAAGAUUUGCUCCUCUAAUAUGAUAUAUGUAGUGUCAGUAAAACGAUUGAUUUCAAUAAAAGUAAUGUCCAUGCGGCAUUUAUUGGGUAUUUAAAAAAUAUUUUGGGUGUAUUUUGACAAUCAGGGGAUUUCUGAGCAUAACGCAAUUAGGAUUAAGAUUUUUACCGAAUUUUAUAUACUUAUACUCAUUUAAGAUUUAAGUAAUUUUUGCCAUUAGUGUAGGCAAUAUUUGUACUUGAGGAAAAGCAAUUUGUGGUUUUAAUAACGAGAAUGCUGUGAAUAAGUUUUACUGUAUUUUUAAUGGUGAUUCACUUUUUUAAGGUAUUUCACAAUUAUGUUAUUUAGUGUUUAUUACGUAAGUGUUUUAAAAAUAUUCAGUGGACUGUAUUCAAUGCACAGUGAUUUGUUUACGGGUAUAUUAAUUUUAAGAAAACGAAGUGUUUGUGUUGUUAUUGUUUGUUCAAUAACAUUUUUUACCUACUGAUUAUUUGAGUAAGAUAAAUGUUCGGAUAAGGAAAACUUUGCAUGUUACUGUGAACACUUUUUAUUCUCAUAAUUGUACGACAAUGAUGUAAUUUUUAUAUCAAUCAAUAAAGGAUUUUGAAUUCUA